AUGGACGCGUUGCUGCGCGCGGGCGGCGACCCGAACGCGCGCGCGAGGGACGGGACGACGCCGUUGCACGCCGCCGCCGCGCGGGGCGACGGGCGCGCGGUGGAGGCGCUGCUGGGGCUCGGCGCGAGCCCACGCGCGCGAGACGUAACGCUCGGGAACACGCCGUUACACGUCACGUCGGACUGGCGGUGCGCGCGCGCGCUGUGCGCGGGCGGGGCGGACGUGGAGGCGAUUCGAGAUUCGGACGGGCUGGCGCCGUUGCACGCGGCGGCGGCGGAGGGACGCGCGGAGGUCGUGUCGACGUUGAUCGCUCACGGCGCGAAGGUGCGGGCGCGGUGCGGCGGGGGGGUGAUCGAGCGCGGGAAGACGGCGUGCGAGAUCGCGAGGGAGAGGCGGCACAUGGAGGUGGUGCGGUUGCUCGAGGAAGCGGGCGGCGGGAGCGGGGGAGGGGGCGGCGGCGGCGGGGGAGGGGCAGGGGGCGGCUCCGCGGGCGCCUCAGCGGCGAACGUGUUCAGGAAACGGCCCACCGCGGGCGCGGCGGCGGCGGCGUCGGCGUCGCCCGCGGCGUACCAGCAACAGCCGAUGGCGCAGCAUCCGCAUCACGCGGCGGCGGCGAUGGCGGCCAACCCUAUGCCCGCGUAUCCGUCCGGCGGCGGGGGCGGGCACGGCGGCGGGUACGACCGCGGCGGCGGCGGCGGCGGCGGCGGCGGGAGGUCGACGAAAUCGAAAUCCUCCUCCUCCUCCCUCGCGUUCACGAUCUGCGGCGGGCUCUUACUCCUCGUCGCGCUCGUCGCCGGGUUCGGAUGGUUCAGCGUCCAGAGCGAACUCAACGAGUGGCGCGCGCUGAGGGAGAAGAAGGCGGCGAAGCGCGCCGCCGCGGACGCCGCCGCGGCGGCGAAAAAAACCGUCGAGGAGGAAAACCGCCGCCGACGCGCGGAGGCGUCCGACGCGGAAGUGGCGCGCGUGCUGUCGUGCCCCGCGGUCGUCACCGAGGAAGCGACGCGCCUGGCCGCGGAGGCGAAAUCGCGAGGGGAGCCUCGGCCGAGGAAGGAUCACAGCGCGCUGCACCGGUGCGUGCUCAACCUCGGCGGCGGAUCCGGCGGCGGCGGCGGAUCCGGAUCCGAAUCCGGAACUGGAUCCGGGCGUCCGUGCGAAGUCUGCGUCGACUUCCUCUCCCCGCUCGCGGACGCGCUCAAGGUGGAUCUCGCGGGCGCGGGGAAGAACAAAGACCAGAUCGCGGACCGGGCGCUGGGGACCGGCUGCGCGGCCGCGGAGGAGCGAGGAAACGCGCGGCACUCGAAGCUCUGCGAUUCGCUCCUGGCGUCGCGGCGCGAGGUGACGCGACCGCUGGCGCUUGGCGUUCCGGUGCAGAAAAUCUGCGAGCGCGCGUCCGCGAGAGACCCUCUCGUGUGCGAACUUCGGUUCGCGAAGGAAGGGACGGUCGGGGACGACGGCGAGAGCGACGCCGCGGCGGGGGACGCGUUCAAGCGGUUGAGUCUGUUGGUGCAUCCGGACAAGCACGAGGGGAAAAAUUCUGGAAAGGCGGCGAGCGCGUUUCGGAUGCUGAAAACCGCGCGCGAUCACUUCGAUAAGAUCGCGAAGAAAGCCGCGGAGAAGCGCGCGAAGGAGGAAGGGCGAUGA
This is a messenger RNA of Micromonas pusilla CCMP1545, 1641 nucleotides long. RefSeq lists its product as uncharacterized. Gene Ontology annotation, molecular function: protein binding. The transcript is spliced from 2 exons. Lineage: Eukaryota; Viridiplantae; Chlorophyta; Mamiellophyceae; Mamiellales; Mamiellaceae. The record is from RefSeq and is a predicted model, not a curated record. Bases 1 to 1641 code for a protein of 546 amino acids.